AUCUCAUUUUCCUGAUCGAGUUUCUCCGAUUGAAAUGCAGCUCACUUUCCCGUUCGAACUCCUAUAGAGUAUGUCAAUUUGACUGAGUGUUCGAUCACUUUCCCGUUCGAAUUCCUACAGAGUUUGUUGAUUUGACUGAGUGUUCAAUCACUUUCCCGUUUGAAUUCCUACAGAGUUUGUCGAUUUGACAGAGUGUUCGAUCCUACAGAGUGAAUAUACUGCCCGGACAGCGAAUGUAAUUCUCGCGACCUUUCUUUCUUCUAUGCGUUGUCAUUCAUUAUUUGUCUUUACAUGCUCUUUAUAUUAAGACUCUCUUCUCUUCAGGUUCUGAUUGUUUUAAACUCUCGUCUAACUUGCAUUUCUUGCUCGUCUGACCUUCGUUCUCUUUUGAUCUUGUCCCGUUCUCGAACGUUUUUUUACUCAGUCUAGAACUCUUUCGUGUCUUCUAGCAGUACACGAAACUGCCUCGUGUUUGGCUUGUACUCUAUGACUCGUGACAGAAAAGAGCAAAACUGCAUCUGCGCGAUUCGUUUGGAGGAGGCUUGAAUCUGAUGUGCAGCGAUAACAUUCUCGAUUAUGCGCGUUCUGUGAAUCCAUCAUGGAAUCGAAGGUCCCCUUCAUCGACAUUCACCUCUAAUUGAACUCAUUGCGCUUCGGUUUGCUAGCCGGCUGACCUGUCCUCAUUAGAAAACAUUGGAGUGAUCAUUUGACCCGUGGAUUUUGCUUCGACCAAAAUUGAUCUAAACAUCCACCCGCGAGACUCAGUUGUAAUUCUUGCACUAUAACACCUUCUUCAAGACUUCUCACUUGAGCUGCAAGUAUGGAAUCAAGAACUGCAGAGAAUGGCGUGAUAAUCCAUGCGCUUCGUCGCUUGGAGUAAAAUGACAUUCCGUUCCGUAGAACUCAAUCACCAGAAUGCCCUCUUUGAUUUCCAAAACAUUCCUCACCUUCCCACACAGCCUCUAGACCUCCCAAUUCUGUACCUAGCUGAUAAGUUCGACGUCCCGGUCGAUCAUUGAAAUCAUGAUCCGGAAGGAAUGAGCACGCAAAUCGGCGAAUCUGCCCUUGUUGCCUCACGACCGUCAAGCAAGACUAAUGUCGAUAUAUUGAGACUAAGAAGGCCCUGACACCCAACACCCGAUCCCGGAACAAGAAGUCCGUCUCGAAGUCCCAGUCCCUAAACGAGUUCGACGGUAUUUUUAACUAGACAAUGUCCAGAAUUGCAUGCACAAGGCAGCCGGCCAUAUCCAAGCUCAGCUCAAGAAACCGCAGGCACCUCUUACGCUGUUACGGCAAUAUCGACAUGGAGGAAGCAAUUUGCAUUGACAGAAGGAGAAGAGUAAUUAAGACUGCAAAUCGGUCAGUGAAUCACCAAUGAGCACUUGGCCAAUGCAUCAAGAAGGUUGAACUGCCGCUUGCAUGUGUACUCACUCGAUGUGGUUUGAAGAAUAAAUCGUCAUGAGAGGCAUCGAUCUAAACAGCUCCCUGAUAAUGUUCUUUUCGUCCUCUAAAAGCCAUGGAAAUUCAAUGUGGACGGAUCCACAGCGACGGCGGCAUGAUGAUCAAUCGGAGUAGCAUUUGUCAUUAAGGUCGUGUGAGUGGACGCAGCGGCCAAGGUUUGUGCCAUAAUCUUCUUUCAAAUGUCAGGACGCCGGAAGAUAAUGUGCGAGUCGUGUGAUCAUGUCUAGCUAUAAUCCUACAUUUUGGCAGCUCCGCAUUGACGAGCUGAAGGAGUAGAAGAAAACCACAACUACUAUCACGACGAAGUUCUGCACUGGACCCUGACUGCUGCAAUUAAGUCUCCCAACUCAAAGUGGGAAUCUGUGGAUUCGAUGAGCUCGUCGCUUGCUUCCGACCUCAUCAAUCAGGGCCGAGGACUUGGCUUGACUCGACGGUCAAGAGCGAGCGCCAAUCUGAGCUAGUUGACCUUUUCUGGGGUGGAGACGGAAGGGCAGGGAGCCAAGCAAGACAUUUCGACCUCGCCAUCACCCUUCGCUCUCCGAUCAGAAGGCAACUAAGCAGCAUACGAGGCUGUCAAUUCGGUGUGUGUUGUAGAGGACUAACUAAGCAGCAUACGAGGCUGUCAAUUCAGUCUGUGAGUUGUAGAGGACUGUAAUAAAGUAUUAUGCCCAC
Marchantia polymorpha subsp. ruderalis is the source of this 2133-nucleotide messenger RNA. The record is from the annotation of a GenBank genome assembly. NCBI's taxonomy places the organism in Eukaryota, Viridiplantae, Streptophyta, Marchantiopsida, Marchantiales, Marchantiaceae.